This is a messenger RNA of Sorghum bicolor (sorghum), 1541 nucleotides long. RefSeq names its product MADS-box transcription factor 34. Gene Ontology annotation, biological process: positive regulation of transcription by RNA polymerase II. The coding region runs from base 489 to 1214 and encodes 241 amino acids. Lineage: Eukaryota; Viridiplantae; Streptophyta; Magnoliopsida; Poales; Poaceae. Gene Ontology annotation, molecular function: DNA-binding transcription factor activity, RNA polymerase II-specific; protein dimerization activity; RNA polymerase II cis-regulatory region sequence-specific DNA binding. The record is from RefSeq and is a predicted model, not a curated record. The transcript has 8 exons. Gene Ontology annotation, cellular component: nucleus.
AGGCGAGAUCCAAUCUGCACCCCACGAAAGAAAAGAUUCUUCCCCGCCGGCCUCGCUCUCCCAUCCGUCUCGCUCGUUCCUCUCCCAGCCAGAGCAAGCUAGCAGGCAUAUAGCCCACCACCACAUGCCGCAGGGGUCCCUCCCCCGCGUCGAGCUAAUUGAGUGGGAGCUAGAAAAACCCAGAGGACGGACGAGCAGCGAGCGACUCGGCAGCGAGCGCCGCGCGAGCUCCGUCCUGUGUGCGGCGUGUGUGUGUGUGUGUGUGUCUGCGCUAGAGGGUGAACGGGAUGGAUCACCUUCGUCAAUAAUUGCAGUACGAACACGCAAAUCCCUAGCUUAUUAAGAGCUCUCGCUGUCGUUAGCUACUGCCUACUGCUGGUAGCGAGAGAAAUCAGCACAAGGGUUUGCUGAGGAGGAAUCGUCGAUUUGGAGAGGAAAGCAGCCUGCUGCGUGGGCGUGACUGAUCGAUCGAGAGAGAUCAGACCACCAUGGGCCGCGGGAAGGUGGUGCUGCAGCGGAUCGAGAACAAGAUCAGCCGGCAGGUGACCUUCGCCAAGCGCCGGAACGGCCUGCUCAAGAAGGCCUACGAGCUCUCCAUCCUCUGCGACGCCGAGGUCGCGCUCGUCCUCUUCUCCCACGCCGGCCGCCUCUACCAGUUCUCAUCCUCCUCCAAUCUGCUUAAGACUCUAGAGCGAUACCAGAGGUACAUCUAUGCUUCAGCUGAUGCUGCAGUGCCAUCUAGCGAUGAGAUGCAGAAUAACUAUCAAGAAUAUGUGAACCUGAAGGCACGAGUUGAGGUUUUACAACACUCACAAAGGAAUCUUCUUGGUGAAGAUCUGGCUCCACUUAGCCCUAGUGAACUUGACCAGCUUGAGAGUCAAGUAGACAAGACCUUGAAGCAAAUAAGAUCAAGAAAGACUCAAGUGUUACUUGAUGAACUUUGCGACUUAAAGAGAAAGGAACAAAUGCUGCAAGAUGCAAACAGGGUUCUGAAAAGGAAGCUGGACGAGUUUGAGGCAGAGGCUGCUUCUCCCCCGCAGCUAGCGUGGCAAGACGGGGGCGGCAUGUUGUCCCAUGACCCUCCACAGCCAGAACAUUUCUUCCAGGCUCUGGAGAGCAACCCAUCUCUGCAACCUACAUACCAUACGAUGGACAUGAACCAGCAGCCAGUGCCAUCGCCGGGCAGCUGCUACCCUCCUGAUUGGAUGGCUUAGCCAGUGCUUGAUUCCAUUGCCUUGAGAAGUGCCGUGUCCUUCAGAGAUCACUACGAGUUCUGUUGCUGCUUUUCCCUGCCCCUUCGCUGCUAUGCAAUGCUUACCGAACUGUCCAAAUGACCACAUGGUCAUAUAUAGGUUAUUGUCGUCUUUAUCUUCUGUUGAUCACGUCCUGCUCAGCUGCUUUGGCGCCGUGCAAAAUGGCUUGGCGAUGCACGCUGGAAUGGGCUGAAUUGAUUAUGUUUCGGGAGUAUAAAUCGCUUAACAAUAAGCAUUGGCAUGCGGCAUGCCCCUCUGUUUCAAAUACAAGUAUACACCUUACUAUUA